AUGGAACUUCUCCUGGCCAUUUUUCUCACCGUUUUGACUGGUAUUGUGGCAAUUGCUUUCUAUUAUGAGCACCCCAAAGCAGAAAUUCCUCAUGAAAUGAGUGAGCGCCAAAAGCUUUAUGCUCUUCAUUACUGCAUGAACUUUGGGCUUGGUCUGGCAACAUUUUUGGAUAAAGUAGGUGUCAUCUCAGAGGUCCAUCUCCUCAGGGUUAUAAUGGAGACAAUACCACCAUUAAAGGAUACACGUCUUCUUAUCAAGGACUUAAGGUUUGAAAGGGUUAAAGUGAGAAUUUACCAGCUAAAAACAUCAAACAAUAGCCAAAGAAGGGGAAUCCUUUAUUUUCAUGGAGGAGUUGGCCGGCUUGGAAGUAUCCAUACCUAUGAAAAUGUGUGUCGCUACCUCUCCAGGGAGAGUGACUCAGUAGUUGUGUCUGUGCAGUACCGUUUAGCCCCUGAGCACAAAUACCCCGCUGCGUACGAAGACUGUCUGAACGCCACACAGCACUUCCUGCAGCACCUGGAGCGCUACGGCGUGGAUCCUGCCCGCGUCACUGUCUGCGGGGACAGCGCUGGGGGCAACCUGGCAGCUGCUGUGAGCCAGACCCUGGCAGGCAGGGCAGACCUCCCCAGACUCCGUGCUCAGAUCCUCAUCUACCCAGGCCUUCAGGCUCUGGACUUCAAUUUGCCAUCCUACCAACAAAACCAGGGAGUCCCUCUGCUCUUCCGGGAACGUGCUGCUUUCUUUGCUUUGCUGUACCUCAAUGGGGAUGCACUGCACAUGCAAGAGGUCUUGGAGGGCUCUCAUAUUCCUCCAGAUAUGAGGCUGAAGUAUAGGAAGUGGGUGAGUCCAGACAACAUCCCUGAGGAAUUUAAGGUCAGAGGUGUGAAGCCACUUAGGCCCACUGAUUUUAUAGCUGAAGUUUAUGAGACAGUGAAGAGAUUCUGUGAGCCCAACCUGUGCCCUCUGUUGGCUGAAGACUCUGUUGUUCACCAGCUGCCAGAAUCCUUCAUCGAGAAUCUGACCUGCGAGUACGACGUGCUGAGGGACGAUGGCUUGUUGUACAAAAAGAGGCUGGAGGACAACGGGGUUCGAGUGACCUGGUACCACCUCGAGGAUGGAUUCCACGGGAUCAUAAGUCUAUAUGAUUAUUGUGGUUUGUCAUUUCCAUCUGGGAAAAGGGGGUUGGACAGGGUUGUUAACUUCCUAAAAAGCUUAUAGUAAACAUCUUAGAUUCCAUGAGUCUGUUCAUGCCUCAACAUAGGUAAAUAUCUUUUUAGGAUAUUUAAUGUCAGGUUAUGGGUAGUGAAUCAGGGGCAGCCAUUAACAAUGAUAAACAAGGCUCAUCAGAACCUCAUUCCAGCUGUUAGUUGGAACAUGGAAUAUGCAAACCUUAUACAAGCUUGUACCGUGCUGCAAGCCCUUAUCUUUAGCUCUGUUAGUAAAGAACAGUUCUUUGAAUGGACAUCCUGGGAUGUUCCAGUUUAAAAUAAAAUAUAUCUGUGUGAAAAGAAGCUGUGUGUUAGCAGGUGUGUGUGGUGUGAGAAUAAAACCCAGCUGACGUUGUUGGGUUAUAAAAUAAUAAAUAUGAUGACAA
Molecule: messenger RNA, 1594 nt
Organism: Cyanistes caeruleus (blue tit)
Lineage: Eukaryota; Metazoa; Chordata; Aves; Passeriformes; Paridae
Source: RefSeq, a predicted model, not a curated record